Messenger RNA from Nyctereutes procyonoides (raccoon dog), 2779 nucleotides. It is a transcript of the gene TMED3, whose product is annotated as transmembrane p24 trafficking protein 3. Lineage: Eukaryota; Metazoa; Chordata; Mammalia; Carnivora; Canidae. Bases 71 to 739 code for a protein of 222 amino acids. Gene Ontology annotation, cellular component: COPI vesicle coat; COPII-coated ER to Golgi transport vesicle; Golgi apparatus. The record is from RefSeq and is a predicted model, not a curated record. The transcript is spliced from 3 exons. Gene Ontology annotation, biological process: endoplasmic reticulum to Golgi vesicle-mediated transport; Golgi organization; intracellular protein transport.
ACGUCCGCGCCCCGCUCGCCGCACUGCGCAGCCGCCGCGGGCCCGGACCCGGCGGAGCCCCCCGAGCGCCAUGGGCCGCGGGGCCGCGCUGUCCGCCUCCGCCUCCGCCUCGGCCGCGCUGCUGCUGCUGCUGCUGCUGCUCCGGGCCGGGCGGCCGCGGGGCGCCGAGCUGACCUUCGAGCUGCCGGACAGCGCCCGCCAGUGUUUCCACGAGGACGUGGACCGGGGCGUCCGGUUCUCCCUGGACUACCAGGUCAUCACUGGAGGCCACUACGACGUGGACUGCUACGUGGAGGACCCGCUGGGGAACACAAUCUACCGAGAGACCAAGAAGCAGUAUGACAGCUUCACGCACCGGGCUGAAGUCAAGGGCGUUUAUCAGUUUUGCUUCAGUAACGAGUUUUCCACUUUCUCUCAUAAGACCGUCUACUUUGACUUUCAAGUUGGUGACGAGCCCCCCAUCCUCCCAGACAUGGGGAACAGGGUCACAGCUCUCACGCAGAUGGAGUCCGCCUGUGUGACCAUCCACGAGGCCCUGAAGACCGUGAUUGACUCCCAGACACAUUACCGGCUCCGCGAGGCCCAGGACCGGGCGCGGGCGGAAGACCUCAACAGCCGGGUGUCUUAUUGGUCUGUUGGCGAGACAGUCGCCCUGUUCGUGGUCAGCUUCAGCCAGGUGCUGCUGCUGAAGAGCUUCUUCACGGAGAAGCGAGCCAGCCCCCGGGCGAUGCACUCCUAGGUCUGCGUCCUGCCCCGGGCCCUGCCGCCAAGCUGCAGCGGCUCCCCCAGGGCGGCCCUGGGCAGGGAACACAGGUGGCCCCCCAGCAGCCAGUGCCUGCAGAGCCCAGCAGCCCGUGUGGCCCCAAGGAGGGCAUUCGGUAGGGAAGGGCCCAUGGUCUGGCUGUAUGAGGACCCCCAGUGCCCUGUCCUCCUGGGGGCGGCUCAGGGCGCUCAUUGUGCUCCACAGAGUGGAUCGCUGGGCUUGCAUGUGUCCUGUCCUCCAUGGAGGGGAAGGGCCAUCCAUGUGGCUGGGCUCUGUGUCCCCCCCCCCCGCCCUGGGGGGCAGAGGAGACCUCUGAGUAAGCAGCAAGGGCCUGUGGCCGGGUGCUGCCUGAGGUGAGUUGCGUGCCUCCCAGAGGCAGCACUCUGCCUAAUAAAAACUAAGCAGGAGCCCCAUGGACCCUAGUGCUUGUAUUUCUUUGCCCUGACAGAGCGUGCAGUGUCCUGGGAACGUGGGUGUGCAGGGUGGGGGGCACCUGCUGCCCAUGAGGCGUGUGUGAGGUGCUGCUUGCUGGGGAGCAGAGCCUGGGGUCAUUUGCCCUCCUCCCAGUGGAUGAAAGCGGUGAAGUGGGAGCUGGUUAUCCUCUAGGGUCAGACUCCGAAGGUCACUGUGGAGGCAUCUGAUUGUUGUCCCAGCACAGGGGCUGAGGACAGGAGGGGACAGAGCAGAGCAGUUAGUGGCUGUGCUGCGUGCCAUUUCCACAGCAGCCACGCUGGUCUCUCUCUGUAAACCUUAGGUCAGACCAUGUCUUCCCUGGUUGACACCCUCCGUGGCUCCUUGUGUCCCUCAGGCCAUGGGGGACUGUGAAGUCUCGCCUCUUUGGGUACUGGCUGCUUGACCCCAUGUCGUCAUUCACCCCUCCCAGGUCUCCUUGCUCUUCCUGCCACGCACCAGGCUAUGCCUCUGCCCUGGGGCCUUUGCACACACAAUGUCCCAUGAGAACACCUCUCCCUGAUACCUGUGUGACCUCCAUCGUAUCAUGGUUAGAUGUCAUGUUACCCGCAGGUCGACCCUCACCACUCCGUUCAAGAUGGAGUCGCCCCACCUGCCCCUGCCUCCUGCCUCCCCACCCCUGCUUCACUUCUCAGCUAUGUGUCACCACUGAUACAGAUGUUCACUUGUGCAUGUACUGUCCCUCGUGCCUCGUGGGAUGUAAGGUCCACCAUGGGGAUGCGGGGCAGGGGGAUGGCUUUGCUCGCUGCUGCAAGGCGUCCUGCAGACUCAGAUCUUAACAUGUACCAGUUGCUGAGCAGAUGGCCUCGCCUGUUGGAAGUUAGUGUGUCUGACCGAGCGUCUCUGAAGUAGGUCUCCAUGGAAGAUCUGAGGUCUGCCCUAAAGACAUCUUCCGAGCGAUCCGAAACCCAGCUGCCUGGCUGGUGCUCUUCCUGCCUUGUAGGCACAGAGGCACGGUUUGCAUCGUGUGGCAGAGAAGCUCCAUGGGGCCUGCCUAGCUUGGUUCAGUGAGGGAUGCUGCUUAUCUGUUCAUAACUGUUUGAUACUAUUUCUUCUUCCUUAUUUUAAAAAAUAAUACCUUCCUGGGGCCCCUGGGCAGCUCUGUUGGUGAAGCAUCUGCCUUCAGCUCAGGUCAUGAUCUCGGUCCUGGGGUCGAGCCCCUUGUUGGGCUCCCUGCUCAGCGGGGAGGCUGCUUUUCCUUCUGCCCCUGCCCUUCUUGCAAGCUCUCCUCCUCUCUCAAAUCAGUCAAUCACUUUAAAAAAAAAAUUGAUAUCCUCCUCAAACUGGGAAGGAGGGAGGAAGGGAUGGAUGGUCAGUUGCUGCAGGUUCUGGGAAGCGAGUGUUAGCGGAGAGUCACAGCCCCCAGAAAGGCCGGCGCUCCUGUGGUUGUACCUUGUGCUUGCACUCUGCUCCUUCUGGCCCUGCUGCGGGACUGCGUCUGUCUGUGAAUGUGCCCCGCGUGCUGCUGAUGGGACACCUGCUAGUUCUAGCUCUUUCCUCACAAUGUCCAAGAAAACAUGAGUAAAUAAACCAGAUAUGAUGGUG